Messenger RNA from Physcomitrium patens, 1568 nucleotides. Its product is annotated as peroxidase P7. Lineage: Eukaryota; Viridiplantae; Streptophyta; Bryopsida; Funariales; Funariaceae. Gene Ontology annotation, biological process: hydrogen peroxide catabolic process; response to oxidative stress. Gene Ontology annotation, molecular function: heme binding; peroxidase activity. The record is from RefSeq and is a predicted model, not a curated record.
UUCAUGUAUAUAUAUAUUCUUAAUCCUCCCUCCCAUUCUUCGUCUCUCAUCCUCACUCACCUUCUCCCGCUACUGUAUACUCAGCACAGACACCCACAUUCAUUCUACUGAUCCAUCGUCCACUUCCUGCAAGUCUAGAUUGGAUUGAUUGCGUUUCUGGGGUGUAGAUCCACCAUGCACAGCGGUGACCGAAUGCGAUGUCUCACCAGAUGCAGUAUUUUUAAGGCUGUUGCUGCGAUGAUGUUGGUGGUGGUGGUGAAGAUUUGUGCCGCGGAGCUCGACGUCGCAUACUAUGACUUUCGGUGUCCCGAUGCAUUGGCCAUCGUGCAAGGCGGCGUCCACGCCGCCAUGCAGCGCGACGCCCGGGCUCCUGCGUCACUUCUGCGGCUACACUUUCAUGACUGCUUUGUGAAUGGAUGCGAUGGCUCCAACCUGCUGGACGACCGACCAGGAUUCGUUGGAGAGAAGACUGCGGCGCCGAACUUGAAUUCUGCGCGAGGGUUUGAAAUAAUUGAUGAAAUCAAGCAGCAGCUGGAAGAUGCCUGCCCUAAGACUGUAUCGUGCGCGGACAUUGUAGCCGCAGCUGCUCGUGACGCAGUGUUUUUGAGUGGCGGGCCUUUCUGGGAUGUGGAGUUGGGAAGACGAGAUGCACUCACAACUAGCUCACAGGCUGCAGUAAAUUCCAUUCCUAGUCCGAGGUUCAAUGUUCCCCAGCUGAUCAAGAGCUUCAACGCCGUGGGACUUGAUAAGAAGGAUGUUGUCGCACUUUCAGGCUCGCACACGAUUGGAAUAGCACGAUGCGCUAGCUUCCAGGCACGUCUCUACAACCAAGGGAAUUCGGGACGACCCGACUCAUCCCUGGAGAAGCACUAUCUUGCAGAGCUCCAGAACAGGUGCCCUCAAAGCGGCGACGGAAACCAGACUGCAUUUCUCGACCCAUGCACACCAACAACCUUCGACAACCAAUACUACAAGGAUUUGCAGGCUGGUCGAGGCCUUCUGUUCUCGGACGAAGUGCUGGAAACCACCAGUGGCACAACCCUCAAGCUUGUUGAGCUUUAUGCCACGGACCAGACCGCAUUCUUCACCGACUUCGUCUCAUCGAUGCUCAAGAUGGCGUCCAUCCACGUGAAAGCUGACAGCGAGGGCGAAAUUCGCCGCAACUGCAGGAUCCCGAACUCUGUGAAUGCUAAGGGUGGAACCUAACCUAGUCCUGUGGAUUUCGCAGUCUCGAUAGUCUAGACAGGCUUUCAACCUGCUAUUUUGUGCAUGCAAACUUGUGGGUUCAGUUGCCCAUCUGUGGAUCCAGACACAUCUUAAGAUUGUGGACUUCUACGUAAUCAACUUUUGUCACCGUGGUGAAGUUCGCGCACUUCAUAGUGCCAAUAUUUAUUUGUCAGUUCUUCAUCACAACUUUAGGUCGGCAACUUGAAACUGAACAAAGUUGACGUAACAACACUGCAUCUUGCACAGGCUGUGCUCAUUGUGAUUAGAUUGUAUGCAUUAAGACUUGUGAUUUGAAGUUGAUUUGAACUUAUCAAACAUUCUCGGAGGAUUUAAGUUCAUCA